This is a messenger RNA of Carya illinoinensis, 1799 nucleotides long. RefSeq lists its product as uncharacterized. Gene Ontology annotation, cellular component: endoplasmic reticulum. Bases 117 to 1562 code for a protein of 481 amino acids. Gene Ontology annotation, molecular function: calcium ion binding. NCBI's taxonomy places the organism in Eukaryota, Viridiplantae, Streptophyta, Magnoliopsida, Fagales, Juglandaceae. The record is from RefSeq and is a predicted model, not a curated record. The transcript has 3 exons. Gene Ontology annotation, biological process: endoplasmic reticulum calcium ion homeostasis.
UUUUUUAUUAAUAAUCCUGUAAUUUAACAAUCGUUCAAGUUACAGAGCACAUCAACAGUACACACUCGAAGGAACAACGUAUCUCCAUCCACAGAGACAGUGAGAGAGAGAUUGCCAUGGCGAGUCGACCCCUCUUUCCCUCUCCCUUGCAUCUGCUCGCUUUCCUCUCACUCCUCAACCUCUUCCUUUCCAAUCUCUCUCGCUCCCUCGUCCUUGCCGCCGAUUCCCAUUUCGAAGGCUUCGAUUCCGAAGAUGCAGAUCCCGAUAUAGACUCCGAUUCCGAUAUCCUCUACCCUAAUUCCCUCCGAUCCCCUCCUCUCACACUGUCGGAUCCCCACUCCUCCCCACUUUCUCCCCCGGAUCCCAGUCCUCAAUCUCGGUCUCCGCCUUUGUCGGAUCCUCCCAAGCCUUCUUCCGCUACCUUCGAGGACUGGGACGAGGACGAAUUCGAAGGCCUACCAAUUCUCCAAGAUAAGUCCCUCCUGACCACGACUACCGCCGAAAAUGACACUCCUUCUGAUCCAAAAUCUAGUCCCUUGGCCUCACCUAAAGCGAAGCCGGUUCCGAAAUCCUUCACCGUCGAGAUCGUGUGCGGGACUUUCCUGAUCAUAUUCUUGAUCAACUACUUCACCGGGAAGCGCGAGAACGAGAAUCUUGCCCUCGCUUGGGCCGCUAAGUUCGCCACCAAAGACUCCAUCUUCGAGCGGAAUUUCAGUCUGUUGGGUGUAGGCGAAGGGGAAGACUCGCCGUUGCUACUAAAGGAGGGGCAGACCGUGUUCAAGUUCUAUGCCAGUGGGCGCAGGUACUGCCAGGGUUUGCUGGCGACGAUGGAGCUGAAGAGCCGGCAUGAUUUGAUAUCGAGGUUGUACAAUUUGGUGGUGCCGUGCAAGGACGAGAUUUCUUUCGAGGUGUAUAUGAACGACGACGCCAUGGAUCACGUGGUUUUCGCGGUGGCAAGGAAGAAGUUGGCGAAGGCGAUGCAGAAGGAAGUCAGGGAUUUGCAGAAGUUCGCAGGGACGGUGUCCCCGCCAACGAGUGGUAGGAAGUGGGUGAGCGAAGAGUUGGCAGUUAUCUCGGAAUCGAAGGAGGUGGCGGCGGAUUUGAUCACGGAGGCCGUGCUUGAUCAGGUUUUUGGAGAAAAAGCUUUUGAGAAAUUUGGAAAACAUUUCAUCUCGAUGCAUUUCUCUGAUCAACACCCAGGCACAAACAAGAGGAUGCUUUUGUUCAAGUUUGCCCUCCCAGAUGUGAAUAAUAUGGCCGAUAUGACUCGGUUGGUGGCUCUUGUACCUUAUUAUAUUGACUUGAACGGGCGUUACAAACUUAGUUCUCAGGCUCGAUCUAAAACAGAAUCAGCUAGAUUAAAGGCUGCUCAAGAGGCAUAUAAAGAACUUCAAAAUGCUAGGCAAGAAGCCUUGCAGAAAAAGAAGGCAGAGAGGAAAAAGAUGAUGGAGGAAGCCGAGGCAAAGCUUGGUGUAGAGUCUAUUCGGAAGAAAGAAGCAAAAGAGCGUGCCCGUCAGAUGAAGAAGGGGAUGCCAAAAGUAAAGAUGACGCGUGCACACUAGUUAAUGGAUUCUCUAGACAAGUAAACCUAUAAUUUAAACUCUUCUCAUAUCUUCCUAAAAUUUACAUUAGUUUUCCUUCUGAAAAGUUUUGGUUCUGUACUCUUCUCGCCAUGGACUUAAAGUUGUUUUAUUCAAUGCUAGUCCCAACAAUUCCACAUGCUUGUUUGUGGAUUUUGAAUGUAUCAGAACUCAGUGCUGCAGAAAUUUUCUUGAAGCUGCUAUUGAAUGCAUUUUACA